This is a messenger RNA of Amphiprion ocellaris (clown anemonefish), 2949 nucleotides long. RefSeq lists its product as uncharacterized. Lineage: Eukaryota; Metazoa; Chordata; Actinopteri; Pomacentridae. The coding region runs from base 559 to 915 and encodes 118 amino acids. The transcript is spliced from 3 exons. The record is from RefSeq and is a predicted model, not a curated record.
UCAUGUAAACACAACUGUCGCGGUUGGUUGUGGUUGUAUCUGGAGCUAGUAUCGCUAGCUAGAUAGAGCUAAAGCCCAAGUUAUUUUAAUUGGACUACGUUACGAAGAUUGUUAGUUUUAUAUGCAAGAAAUCACUCGGUUUUUGUAUUACGUGCCGUAGUCAGCAAAUUAAGAACAUUAGAUAAGAGGGUUAGCGUUAGCUUAUCGUGACGUUAGCGUUAGCUUGUACCAAUGAUAAAGCACUUGGGACUGGCUUGAUAACUAGUUAGUCAACGGCCGAUCUCUAUACAGUUUCAUAGACAAUUGACGGUACCUACACAUGUCUGUGUUGUUUAUUGCAUUAGCUGAUUAUAUUGCAGGAGUUGCGAAAAUGGAUAAUAGUAUCAUAACGUUAUUCAGCGUAAUUAGCUAGCCAGGCAAGGUUAGCUUAACUGAGAUAAUAGGCCAUCGACUGACAGGAAACAAGCUACAAGUCGAUAACGUCAACCAGCCGAGUCCUUUUGACUGGUCUGAGCAAAACAGAAAGAAAGCUCUUCUAGAUUAAUUAAGUGUCAUCAUAUGUUGACUGAAAACAGGAAACGGCAGCGCAGUGGUGGUGAUGAGGAGAGUGGCCACCUGGUACCCCAAGCCAAAAGGCAGAGCAGAGGUCAUCCUCUCUCUCCUGAGCCAGGCCGGGAUGCCUGGGACUCUGAGUCAUCGAACAGUGAGAGCAGCAGCAGCAUCAGCAGUCCAGAACAUGCAGCUGGGAGCUGUAGCAGUCAGUGUGCUGUUGGCCCCUGCAGUCCCCUUAGCACCAGCAAGUCUUCAGAGCUGGUUGGCCCUACGAACCCAGUGUCGUACCUGCAGAUCAACCGCAUCCUGAAGGAGGCCCACUUCCAGAGCCUGCAGAGCCGAGGUCACCUCAGAGACACAUGACGGCAUAAUGUCCGUCUGUCAGCCACCUGAGGACGGAUGCCCUGGAGCAUGUCAGAGCAUCACGUGCUGAACCACUUCACUCAGCGCUUCACCCAUCUCCAGUUACUGCGGUACUUCACAGCUCAACAGAUCUGUGGAUGAAGACCAGCACCUGGUCAGGUAUCUGGGGGCGGUUCAUCGUUCAAAAAAAUCUACGUGAUAAUCAUUUUAGCAAUAAUAAGUGUGCGAUCAACUUAAUAUUUUUUUUUUGAUCCACUUAGUUUCUGACCAGUCUGGUUUACGUGCUGCUCUGAGAGCCUUAUUGUGACUGAUUGAUGAUGUAUUUUGUCUUAAAUGUUGUAUGGAAACAGUGGAGCCUCAGAAGUGGCCCCGAACACAAUUUGUAGGCCGGUCAGUGUGACUUGUUUAGUCUUCUAGUAGGGUACUAUAGUUGUAUAAUGCUGAAUCAGAUGUCUGUGUAAGUACAUGGACCAGUCUCAGGGAGGAUUUGCACUUGUCUUGGACUGCUCAUCUGCUUUCAUAUUCAGACAGGGACUCCUUUACAGGGGGGCUGUACUGUAGAACCCAUUGGUGUGAACUUGCCUGAGUAAGCUGUUUUCCACCCUUAUGUAGAUAAUAGGGUAUUUUAAAAUGCUUUCAAUAGAUUUCAGUUAAAUGUAGUGGAGUCCAGCCAUAGAACAGGUGAUUAUGUUUUAGAGUUGGUCCUACAUUUUUAAAGGAUUUCAUAAUACUCCCAAGACAGAGAAUUUUGGAAGAGUAUUUGCUAAUUUUUCAUCAGAGACCGCACUGGGUGAAAAAUCAACUCUUAGUUCAGUAUGUGCAUUGAGAUGCACAUCCAGUUCCGGGUGCAGAUAAAAAACUUUCUAAACAUACUUGAUUAUUAAUAUCUUGUUGAGUGUUGUUGCUUUCCGGUGUUCAUUUUUCCCCGUUGUUUUUUUUUCUCCUGAUCAUACAAUAGACUAUUUUAUGAGCAAUAAUCUCUUGUCGCUGUGUGGUGACAUGACAUAACCCACCUGUUUUCUCAUGACCAUUAGAUAACAUUAUCUGAAGUCAUCUAUAACAAGCAACACUGUUAAAUGUGAGAGGUUACAUUAUAUAUAGGAAUUUAAGAAGCAUUAUUAUUUUAAAAUAAUGCAACUGCAACCAAAAGAGCCCAUCCAAAGUCAUUAUAUUAUCUACGAAGAGUAAUGGUUCACCUGUGACAGUUAUCAGUUCCAUGAUGCCUCUUGAACAUGAAGACAUAUUAGGUGAAGAUUGCCUUAUAGUAAUGAGAAUAUAGUUGGAUUAAUGUCAGAAUUGAUCACAAGAGGAUAAAGUUUAUUAUCUCGAAAUCAUGAGAGAACUUUGUCAUGAGAUAAGGUCAGGCAAGGAAAAGAUCGUUUUUCUUUUAUGUGUCUGUGACCUGUUUUGCCAUGAUCACAAGGAGAAAACAACAACAGUAACAUCUGUGAACGCUACAACUUUGCAUAUUUCUUACUUUGUCAGUCUUGCGUUUUUUUGUCUUUCUUAUAUGUAUCACGGACUGUUGGACGUGGCAUUCAAGAAUGUUGGGACAUGUAGUUCAUUCUGUCCAGAGGGGGUUGUAGUACAACUUUUGGGAACAAAAUAACAUUCCCCAGGCUUGGAUUGCAGUAUUACUGGAGCCACUAAAAGGUGAUUUUUAACUGCAGACAAGCCUUUCUGCCGGAGCAUUACCUUUUUGAAGGUUGCUGUAUGAGUAUCCCUGUGCACUAAACAUCCAUGUAGGUAUCCUGACAACCUGAUGUACGGCAAUGCAUCACCUUUUCUUAAUAAAGCUGGACUGGUGUCUUUGUCCAACCAUUGUCCCAGGAGUAAGCUCAGCAGUUUAUUUUAAUUUUUUUAACUGGUGUGUCAGAAAUAAAAGCAUUUUUGAAGAUGUGGUUUAUUUUUUUUUUUCAAUUAUAUAUAUUUUUUGUAUUUAGUAAUGUAAAUGAUAUUAAUCUGGCAUUGUUUUUCCCCCCUUGUGAAUACCCCCUCAUUUCAGAAAUAAAAUUUAUUGGUUUUUUUAACAAA